AUGGAUUUUCGACUGGAAGAUCCAUUAUCGUAUACAUUUCUUGUCGUGUUUAAGGAGCGUCCUCAGCGAUACCAGCAUACUCCAAUCGAUUAUACAAUUCUGGACGGAUUGGGUCAUGGUGCCAAAGUUUCGGACAAUCGGUUGUACGUGACGCGUGUGCCCUCAGCAGCCUCCGGUGGAAGCGUAAACGCACAUUAUCCCGUCUUCCCCAAUUAUGAACAGUUGUUGCCCAAAGCAAACAUCACCGCAACAGUAAGAUUUCUUUUUUAA
Gongylonema pulchrum is the source of this 270-nucleotide messenger RNA. NCBI's taxonomy places the organism in Eukaryota, Metazoa, Nematoda, Chromadorea, Rhabditida, Gongylonematidae. The record is from the annotation of a GenBank genome assembly.